Messenger RNA from Drosophila yakuba, 1354 nucleotides. Its product is annotated as protein late bloomer. NCBI's taxonomy places the organism in Eukaryota, Metazoa, Arthropoda, Insecta, Diptera, Drosophilidae. The record is from RefSeq and is a predicted model, not a curated record. Gene Ontology annotation, cellular component: membrane. The transcript is spliced from 6 exons. The coding region runs from base 92 to 802 and encodes 236 amino acids.
CUUCUCUUCAAAGCAUAUUACUGGCCUUCAAAAUAAUAUCUGAUUUUCUCAUUGUGGUAUAACAAAAAACUCGCAUUGUAGGAGAAUAGGUAUGAUGGAUGAUCAGGAAACACGAGGUAUUCAAAGAUUACUCUGCGGUACGAAGAUAGGCAUCUGCAAACUGAUCACCUUCUUAGUAUGGGUAGUAAAUUUCAUUUUCACCUGUGCGGAUGUUUAUAUAUAUUAUGACAAGCUGAAGGAAUACCUGGAUUGCUGGAAUUGUUUGUUCAGGUCCUACAUGAUUAUCGCUCUAGUCAUAAAUGUCCUUAUGGUUCCGCUGCUAAUCUUGGGCCUUUUCUUCAUAUAUCUGCAUUUUUCCAGGGAAAUACGCAUUUACGCAACAGUACUCUUCGUAGCAACUUGGUUGCAGAUGAUGCUGACUGUUCUGUUUGCACAGAAGUACCAAACUGUAGGAGAUGUACUGCGAAUAUGGAGAAAUCGCAAGAGUUUGGAGUUCUUCGAAAGCCGUUGCCAGUGCUGCGGUGUUUUGGGACCUGACGACUACAAGUUGGGCCUGCUGGUUAUCCCACUGUCCUGUUACAAGGAUCUCAGUGGAAAGGACGAGGAUCUCUAUCAAUCAGGCUGCUCCACGCACUCCAUAAAGCCCUCGUUCCCCAUCAUCCAGGUGAUCUCCUUCCUAGUUCAGUAUGUAUUAGUCAUAUGUCUGAAGGUAUUCCUCGUUAUCCUGAUAAGGAGCGGGACCCAACGCAGAAGCUUGUGGACUGAACGACGCAGCGAAACGCUUGGUAGUUUAAAUCCCUAACUUGAAGAUCCAUUCGGACUUAGAAAGCAAUCCUAAAGAGCCAAAGUUCAAAGAUCUUGAGGACUACUUUCCAACAUCGCAUAGAACUCAAGCAGCCGAUUUUCUUGUAGACUCGACGUUUGAAUGCGGUUUACAAUUCAUGAGAAUGAGUAUUGGCAUGCUGGGCUAGACAAAUUGGAUGCUGCUGGCUCUCGUCAUGUUUCACGGACUGCAAUCAAUAACGAUAAACACUUGAGUGGCAAAUCCAAUGUCCAGAAUCCUCUGUCCAACGACGGCAUGCAUAUGGAUGAGCCAAUAAAGAAAUCAACAAAGCAUGUCGGGCGAUUGAAAAAGUAUUGCAAAUACCCCGGACAGUCGGGGAUUUGGACACGGAAUUGGACUCCAAUCCGGACAAUAUGCAAAUGCAGCUAAGCAGAAAAUAUUCAAGGACGAUCCAGCCAGAACUCCCACCAACAAACGCUCAAGUUUGGAUAUUCAUUUUAUGUCCCUUGUCCCUCGACCCGCGCAUAAAUUUUAUUGUUGUCAACAUUAAAUUCUAGUCGUGAAAAACAA